GUUAACCCGAGAGAGCAGGUUCUCCUCCAAUCGCUAACACGAGCAAGAACCACUGGUCUGCUAGAAAGCAGAGCCUUCCCUCCUGUCCUGCUCACUUCUUUCUGAGGGUGGUGGUUGUCCAGCCGGGGAAGAUCUCCCAUCGCCUCCAGCCAGAGACUGGGCAGGACUUGUCAAGGAGAUGGCGGCCAGUUUCCUCUCCGACCUUGUGCGCUACCGGCGAUUCUUCCAGAUGACCCUUGUGUUGGGUCUGGGCGGGACCCUCCUGGUGGGCUUCCAUGUCUCUGUCAUCACCUAUCCUUCCCAGGACAUAAAGAGAUUUAUCAAUGCAACGUGGAUGGAGCGCCACGGGUCUCCCCUCCCCCAGGAAACGGUGGCCCUGCUGUGGUCCUUCAUUGUGUCCAUCUACUGCCUGGGGGGUUUCCUGGGCAGCCUCUCGAGCCAACCCUUGAGUGCCAGAUAUGGAAAAAAGAAGACUCUGCUGUUUGGUGACCUGUUUGCCAUCUCAGGUGCCCUGCUGCUCGGCUCCAGUAAGAUGGCCGGCUCUUUUGAAAUGGUCCUGGUGGGCCGUUGCUUGUAUGGCAUCAGCGCAGGUAUGUACAUGAACACGUACGGACCGUACCUGGGAGAAAUUUCACCUAAGAAAUUCCGAGGCUUUGCCCUCACCACAGGGGCUGUGUUUUUUUCGUUAGGAAAAGCCUUGGGACAGAUUAUGGGCUUAAGAGAUAUUUUGGGCACCCCGUCUUUGUGGCCGCUGCUCUUGGCCCUCUGUGGGAUCCCUGCCUUGCUGAACCUGGUGCUGUUGCCGCUGUUCCCGGAAUCGCCCCCAUAUCUCUUGAUCGAGAAGGAAGACAAGGAAGGCUGCCUACAAGCCAUGAAGGACCUCUGGGGAGACGGGUGCCAUGAAGGCGAGAUGGAGGACAUCAUGAAGGAGAAGGAGGCUACUGGGAGCAACAAGAGCUUGAAUGUCCUGGAGGUGCUGAAGGGCCCGUCCUUUCGGCGGCCCCUCGCCAUCACCAUCCUCCUGAUGAUGAGCCUGCAGACCAACGGCUUGAGCGCAAUCUACUUCUAUGCCUUUGAAGUUUUCCGCACGGCCAAGCUGGAGGAAGCCCUCAUCCCUUACGUGACGCUUGGCAUGGGUCUUUGUGAACUUAUCUCUGUUAUCCUGUGUGUGAGCCAAGGCCAACGUCUGCUACCCCUUUCCCCUUGCCCUGGCUGCAGUUGGACUGAAGGGGAUCUUCAAGCGCUGUUUGCUCCACCACCCAGGCCAAGUCUCAAACGGGGCUUGGCAGAGGGAUGGGAGGUCUCUGUCAGCCUCCCCUUUGGUCUUGCCCAAGGCUGGGCCCAGGGAGGCCCUGCAUUUCAUCCCAGAGGAGGCUCAUGGGUUCAUGCCCUCUUUAUCUCAAGCACAAAAUGAUGGUGGUUAAAAUUUUUAGGUGGUAGCCCUUCCCCUUCCCCUCUGCUUUGACUUCUGUCCCUCUGAGAGGGUCCCCAUGGCCUCCCAGCAGGUGGAGACGGGGCUGAGUUUGGUGGCGUUUGUGUAAAUAGAAAUAGAGCGGAAAGAGUCACGUGCCACCUACCUGAGCACGGAGGCCUCAGCUGGAGAGCCGACUGCUAUUGACUGGAUGGUGGGAAAUGGACCUCUGUAGGCACCUCGCCUCCUUGCUCCUGAGACACCACGAGAGGCCGUAGAUUGCAUUGACCCCCUUCCGGUUGGGGGGCAGCUCCUUGGGUGGGUGCUGUCGCUUGUGAUUUGGCUGCUUCUUUAGCAUUUCUCUUAAAUGGAGCCGGGUUUGGUUCUCGUGUACGGACCUUAAUCUCUAAGUCACUCAGUUCUAGACGUGCCCAUUGUUAUUGCCUUUGGCAUUUGGGCUAGGAUUUUCUCUCAUCGAAACCCCAUGCUUGGAGUGAGCCUGGGCGACUGCCCUGCUGGAAAGGCCGCCUCCCACUGGCAGCAGGAUUAUCAGAGCCCCCCCCCCUGCCCCCAAAGGCCAGGUGAAAUCCCUCCAUGCACCAAGAACAAAACUCAGGACGCAGACAGAGGAAGAGCUUUCAUUUGGAGAGGGAAAGCCUGUGCAUCGUGUCGCAGUGGCUGUAAAAAAAAACAGAAGCUUGGAGCCUCUUGCAGGCUGAGCCAGUGUCCUUGGCCCGAGAGUCCAUGGAUCACAGCCCACUUCUUGGGAGGCACCAACGCUAGCAUGCAGCCUCCAGGUGUCCAUGUCCCGUAUAGCGCCUGGUUAUCAGGGCAGGGUGGAGUAAACUAGGAGAAGGAAGAUGAGCAUCGUGUCAUUGCCAUGCAGGUCAUCAACCUCCAAAGCACUGUGUGUGUGUGUGUGUGU
Messenger RNA from Pogona vitticeps (central bearded dragon), 2336 nucleotides. NCBI's taxonomy places the organism in Eukaryota, Metazoa, Chordata, Lepidosauria, Squamata, Agamidae. The record is from RefSeq and is a predicted model, not a curated record.